Molecule: messenger RNA, 1766 nt
Organism: Ornithodoros turicata
Lineage: Eukaryota; Metazoa; Arthropoda; Arachnida; Ixodida; Argasidae
Exons: 10
Coding region: 219-1742 (507 amino acids)
Source: RefSeq, a predicted model, not a curated record
UCUCUUUGUACACCGCUCAUAACCAGCCCAUUCCUGUGCUAACAUCGUUGUGAUUUUUUUUUUAUUUCAUUGUUUCUUCUUUUUUUUUUCGUGUCAUUCUUUUUCUUCUUUUUCUUCAGUCCACUCAUUAUGCGAAGAGCUCAAUGGCUAUCAGGAUGGGUGGAAAGUACUAGUGAUUUUACUAGCUUUCUUUUCCAGGUGAAGAGAAAUCAAAAAGAAUGUUGAUGAUAGCGCUGUCGGUUGGCUGCAUUCUCCUUCUGACGCUAGGCAUCGCUACGGCUACCGGCGCUUUGCAGUUCGGUUCAAAGGGCGGAGGGGGCGAUGGGGGCGACGAGGACGGAGAUCAAACUGUCAAUUACGAGGACUUCGGCACGGGCAAUCCUACGACGACAACUACGACGACGACCACGACAACUACCACGACGACGACCACGACAACUACCACGACAACUACCACGACGACGACCACAACCACGACAACAACCACGACCUCGACGACCACCACAACUACGACGACGACGACGACGACGACAACCAAGUAUCCCCUUCCACAGAAGACCAUCACUUGCGUUGCACGUUGGACAGACAAGGCAUUCUUUCCACCGGAUGGCCUAUGUAACAUCCUUUUAUUUACGCAGUCGUCGCCUUUCCCGUCUUCAGAGUCACUGUUUGCACAGUUCCUUGCAAAUGCUCAGAGUUAUCGAUGGACUUAUCAUGGGAUAGACAUAGAGGCCUCCGCUGCUGCCGCCGCUUACCGGCAGCUGACGUCCGUCACCGGUAAGCGGGCGCUGCAGACGUACUGGACGGGUAAGAUAUCUGUUGUCUCUGUCUUUGACCUGGACCUGACAACAUCCACCAGUGACACUCAACUCACCAGCAUCAUCAAUCUGCUGAAGACAAUCGAUUCACUUCAGAUAGAAUUCAGAAGAUACAGAAAUGUGUACGGGUACAUUAUGUUCGGCGCCGCGCCCCUGUUUAAGGGGAGAAAUGACUACAGCGUUACGAACACUUUGAAGACAAAGUUUCAGCGGGUGAUAAACGAGGCCAGACCCGACUUGGUGCUCUACAGAACAGCCCUCCUACGAACUUUAGUGAACGACCCCAACUGCCACGAAACUGGUAGUACUGCGUGGGAAAACUCUCCUCUGCCCAACAUUCAGGCGUCAUUCGUUGAGGCCCUUGCAUUCAGGAACCGUAUCAGCCUGCGGCCGACAACAAGAGAGGCGCUAGCGUUUCACUUGGGAGGUCGCUGGAGUAAUUUUGGAAGUGAUCGCUUCACGUCGGCUGAGCUCAAGUUGCCGCUAGUGAUACCAACCCAGAAGGUAUGCAAGUGGAGUGGCUCAGGAUCGAGCCUUCGCUUCCUCUGCUAUGAUCCCAAUGAUAAAGACUUCUCUACCAAGAGGUUCGUUGUCUACCACUGUCAGGGUGGACAGGACAUCAUCGACCAGACGAGAGUGUUACGGUUGUUGCGUGCAUAUGACGACUGGGUGCUCGCCGUUGACACAAAUGUCACAAUGAGAGUUAAGAUGUGCAAGGCAAGACAACAGGGCUUUCACGGUGGCUACGUCAUGUUCGGCUUGCAGGACAUUAUCUACAAGGGUGUUCUAGAAGGGAACUCUUGCAAUGACACCUACAGCGAUGGCUACAGGGAUAUUCGCCACGUCAAGGAAUACCUGAACGACAAUUUUCGUGUGUGCCCAACACUACAAAAUUGGAGGAAACGUUCCGGCGACUGUUCGUGAAAUAAAUUCCGGCCCUGACGAUCA